AUGUCGUUCGCACAAAUCAACCUGGCCUUUCUCCAGCGCAACUUGAACAAGAAGCUUCCCAUGUCAUCUAUUGAGAGUAUAGCAGGGCGUUCACGCGAGGCUAGACAGGUAAGCUACGGUAUACAAGACUUACAUCUCAGUAUUCGGAUUACGAAUCUGAGAUGUUUCGAUGGUGGAUGGCUGCUUUUAUAUGCCGACGUUGACACGUCGUCUGGAAUCUCCGUUUGGUGGCGCUCGCACCUCGAGCUGCCUUACUCUUCGGCCGUAGUCCCAUAUCCUCCUCUAUCGGCCUUUCCGUCCUCGGGUUCUUCGGCUCUCAACAUCAUCCUUCCCUUCCAGACUGUUGCCGCAUUCCAUAGGGUCAAGUUCCAUGCAAUCAAUGCUCACGGACAUCGUGAUUCAACCGUUACCGUGGAUUCAGUGCACUGUCAGCCACCACGAAAGGACAAAAGAAGGCAGAUAGUUCCUGCGCGCUUCGACACGGUUUUAGUUAACGAAGAUGGUGGUGGGACGACAGGUGUUGAUGGGUAUCGUGUUGCACAAGUGCGCACCAUCUUCACGCUGACAAGCCAGGCUACAGCUGCCUUAUUUCGCACACCUGGAAUUUUGCCUACCCACUUUGCAUAUGUGGAAUGGUUCACACGCCAUUCGGGCAGCCUGAAGCAAACCAUGUCGAAGACUUGGAGACUACUAGCUGACCUAUAA
Molecule: messenger RNA, 705 nt
Organism: Suillus fuscotomentosus
Lineage: Eukaryota; Fungi; Basidiomycota; Agaricomycetes; Boletales; Suillaceae
Exons: 6
Coding region: 1-705 (234 amino acids)
Source: RefSeq, a predicted model, not a curated record